GGUCAAAUGCAGAGAACUUGGGCCAGUUGGCCGAGAGGCUAGAGGGGUGGAGUUGGGGUAUUCUUAGCUUUGAAUCCGACAGUGGACAGUUCACCACUGUGAGUCCCUGAGUAUGACCCUUGAACCCCUUGGAGUGUGUGCCUUGAGUGGCAGGUGUAAAGCACCUUGAGGGCUGCUCAUAGUGUGGAAAAGUGCUUUGGAAACGCACGAAGAAAUAAAAGCAUGCUGUUUGUGUGGUGACACGAAAAAAAAUAUGCAAUUCAAAUAUGUACUAUUAUUUUUGUUAAUGUUUGUUUAUUGCGCGUCCCUGAGAAGUUCCCCUCUAGCGGCCGCGGCGAGCACUGCAGGCGGCGGUCGUCAUGGCGGCUCAGACCCGGGCUCUCGUCUCUGCCAGGUGGCUGGCAGAUGCUCUCAAACCCCACGUCGGCCCCAAACUCCGCAUCCUCGACGCGUCCUGGUACCUGGCCAAAACCAAGCGGGACCCGCGGGAUGAGUUCUCCCAGACACACAUCCCGGACUCGUCCUUCUUUGACAUAGACGAGUGCUGCGACCAGAGCUCGUGCCUGGACCACAUGCUGCCCGUCGCCGGCCACUUCUCCCGGUACGUGGGGGAUCUGGGCAUCGGGAACGACACGCACGUCGUGGUGUACGACACCAGCGACUUCGGCUCGUUCAGCGCGCCCCGUUGGUGGAUGUUCCGGCUGUUCGGGCACAGCCUGGUGUCGGUGCUGGACGGCGGCUUGAAGAACUGGCUGGCGGAGGGUCUCCCGGUGACCUCCGAGCACCGCAGACCGGAGCGGAGGGACUUCCGGGCCGAGCUGAACCCAGCCUGGGUGAAGAACUACGAGGAGAUUCUGGAGAACAUCGGGACCAGGCAGGUCCAGGUGGUGGACGCCAGGUCUGCGGGGAGGUUCAGAGGAAUCGAACCCGAGCCCAGAGAUGACGUGCUACCUGGACAUUUCCCCGGAGCGAUCAGCAUGCCGUUCAUGUCCUUCAUGGACGCCUCUGGGAAGGAGCUGGGAGCUGAGAGCCUGUCCAGACUCUUCGCGGCGGCCGGGGUGGACCUGCAGCAGCCGCUCUGGGCCACCUGCGGUUCCGGUGUCACGGCGUGCCACGUCGCCCUGGCCGCUCACCUCCUGGGGCACCCCGGGGUCUGUGUCUACGAUGGCUCCUGGAGCGAGUGGUUCAAAAGGGCUGCUCCAGAGCACAUCAUCUCAGAGGGAGAGGGGAAGAAGCCGUAACCGGCUCAGCCAGUACAAACAAGGAUGCGGCAUUUUUAAGGUUUACU
Salarias fasciatus (jewelled blenny) is the source of this 1288-nucleotide messenger RNA. Its product is annotated as 3-mercaptopyruvate sulfurtransferase-like. The record is from RefSeq and is a predicted model, not a curated record. Gene Ontology annotation, molecular function: thiosulfate-cyanide sulfurtransferase activity. Lineage: Eukaryota; Metazoa; Chordata; Actinopteri; Blenniiformes; Blenniidae. Gene Ontology annotation, cellular component: mitochondrion.